Messenger RNA from Pygocentrus nattereri (red-bellied piranha), 5472 nucleotides. RefSeq names its product kelch-like family member 38a (gene klhl38a). The record is from RefSeq and is a predicted model, not a curated record. Lineage: Eukaryota; Metazoa; Chordata; Actinopteri; Characiformes; Serrasalmidae. The transcript has 4 exons. The coding region runs from base 1253 to 3004 and encodes 583 amino acids. Gene Ontology annotation, molecular function: protein binding.
AAGAAAUCUGAUUCAGUAAGUUUGUAUGUAAGUCGGCUGUGUAGGUGCACGGCUGUGUAGGUGUAAAGACACCGUGCAUUCCCUAACACGAUAAUCUUACACACACCCAUGGACUAGUGUUACUCAAUCUGUCUGCAUGCAUAUCUGUUUGGCUUUCCCUGUGCAGUAGAAUCAACAUGACAGUAACUCACCCGUGGUUGCAACUGAUGACAGGAGUAACGAGCGAGAUGACAGGCAGCUGACUGAAAUCACAGCAUUACAGAGUGAUAAUAUACCUAAUGAGUGCAGCAUUGCUGUUACUGUCUAUAUUUCCUUACACAUAAUUACCAGCUGGUCUCUUAUUAUGCAGGGACAGGUUACCACUGGCCUAAUCCUUCCGCCAAAGGCUGUGGACAGCAGACUACACAACUGAUUUCUGGAGCCUGAUUUUUUCCUGUUCAAAGCCAGUCAGAUAUUUUCACUUAAUAAUUGGCUGCAUCUCAGCAGUGGUCUUAUCUUCUGCUUUGCAAUAUGUAGGCUUCAUUUUUUUGCUGUAGGUUGUAAAAGGGUGGAAGCAGUGAAAGAUAACAUAGCUGCAUUUUGAAUGACAUCCAAGGUCCUAACUUCUUAUUUCAGACUCAACUGCACAUACACAUAUAGAGUGCCAGCUAGGCCUUUGCCCUCGGUCAGCAUAAACUUCACUUUGGUCAGAUGGAUCCAUGCGCCUGUGUCUAGAGUAAUGAGUAGCAGGUGAGUGGCAACCUAGCAUAGUCCUCCUCACCUCCCUAAUCCAAGGCAAACCAAGGUAAACAGCCUAGAUAUUCAGCUGUUCUUCCCACUCAGCCCGGCCAUCAGCACAGCUCUAUAUUUACCAGCUUCCUGGGUUACACAAGACCACCGAGGGGCGUUCACAGACCUCAAGCCCGUGUCUGUCCCCUGGCUAAGCUAGGCUCUCUGUCCCUGCCAUAGUAAACACACGAAGCACAUGGUGCAUGGCUAACCACUGUGGGAACAAACAAGGGGAGGGUCAAAGGCAGGGGCGUUUGCAGCCUCCAGAAAUAUUCUCGGAAAUUGGAAUGUACACAGCAGUCUCAUGGCAAGCUCCUAAUACCUCCUAAUGAACCUUUCUCUUUACCCACGCCUGUCGGCCAUUGCCUUUAUAUCUUGAGAACGACACCUGCGGGAGAUGUUUUUGGCCUUAAUGCUGAUGAACCGUGACUGAUUCUGUCCAGACACAUUGGAAUGUGAGUGAUAAGAACGGACUGAGUUGAGAAUGGCCUGUUCAUCACUUGAGAUCUUUCCAUUCAAGGAUCAGGAGCUUCCAGCCCACCUGCUGUGCCAGCUGAACCUUCUCAGACUGGAGCGUAUCUUCACUGACGUGCUCCUGUGCACAGAGGACAAAGAGAUUCCCUGUCAUAGGAACGUCCUGGUGUCCAGCAGCCCGUACUUCCGUGCCAUGUUCUGCAGUAAUUUCCGUGAGAGCAGCCAGGCCCGGGUGGACCUAAAGGGCAUCAGCUCUGAGGUGCUAGCAGGGAUUGUGGACUACAUCUACACAGGAAGCAUCACCAUAACAAUGGAGCUGGUGCUGCCUCUGAUGCAGGCUGCAUCUAUGCUGCAGUAUGUGAGGCUCUUUGAGGCUUGCUCAGCCUUUCUGCAGGAGCAGCUGAACCCAGACAACUGCCUGAGCAUGAUUCGCUUGUCAGAGAUCCUGCACUGCGAUAGUUUGAGGGACAGGGCCAAGGAGAUGGCCGUGCGUUGCUUUUCAGAUGUAGCUGCCUCUGAGGACUUCUGUGAGCUUUCCCUGCCCGAGCUUAUGUGUUAUCUGGAGGAUGACAGGCUGUGUGCAGAGGAAGAGCAAGUGUUUGAGACUCUUCUGGCCUGGAUCCACCAUGACCCCUUUUCUCGACGAGGUGCCAUUCAUGACCUCUUCAAGAAGGUGCGCUUGCGUUACAUCCACCCUACAUAUCUCUUCCAGUUCAUCGCCAAUGACCCACUAGUCCAGUCCUCCACACUCUGCACUGAGAUCAUUGAGUCCGUGCGGCGUCUAAUGUUUUCGGUUAGUGCAAAAUGUACCCGUGAACUCAAGCCCCUGUGGACUACGCCUCGCCGCUAUACCUGCCGAGAGACUUUAGUGGUGGUCGGGGGCCGCAAGAACAACGAGCAGACUUCCAGAGAGGCGCUGCUCUAUGAUGAACGCACCCAACGCUGGCAGUGGCUGGCCAAGCUGCCCUUACGUCUGUACAAGGCCGCUUAUGUCUGCAUACACAGCAUUCUGUAUGUGGUCGGAGGCCUCAGUCUCAGCCUGGCAUCUGGAGACAGUGCAGUAAGCGCAACUGUCUAUACUCUGUCAUUGAAGACUAACCAGUGGAGGACGGCUGAGCCCAUGCUGGAGCCACGUUACGCCCAUCAGAGCGUGUCCUACCUGCACUUCAUCUUUGUUCUGGGAGGUAUAGGAGCCAAUAAACAGAUAUCGAACACAGUGGAGCGCUACAAUAGCAUGUUCAACCAGUGGGAGGCAAUGGCCCCUAUGCCCACAGCAGUCCUACACCCUGCAGUGGCUGCCAAUGACCAGAGGAUUUAUGUAUUUGGAGGGGAGGAUUCCAUGCAGAAUCCAGUGAGAUUAAUACAGGUUUAUCACAUCUCACGAAAUCAGUGGUCUAGACUGGAGACAAGGACAGUGAAGAAUGUCUGUGCACCUGCUGCUGUCAUAGAAGACAAGAUUUACAUAAUUGGAGGGUACACAAGAAGAGUGAUCGCCUAUGACACCAAAGCCAACAAGUUUGUGAAAUGUGAGAACAUGAGGGAGAGGAGGAUGCACCACUCAGCUACUGUCAUCAACAACAAGGUCUACGUGACUGGGGGCCGCUUUCUCAACAGCCACGACAUCAUAGAAGACUCUGACUGCUUUGAGUGUUAUGACCCUAAAGCGGACGUAUGGACAUCCAAAGGUUCUUUGCCGUACAAGCUGUUUGACCAUGGCUCACUGGCCCUCAUCUGUGUCUCCAACCGGCCAAACCCACCAUGACUGAUGAGAGGGGAGACUAGUUAAUUCCCUUGCACACACACAAAAAAAAAUCAAAUGAAGUGUCACAGUUGAAACUGGAAAACCAUUUGAGAAGGUUUGCAUCCCCUCGGAGGUCCAGUUUCAUCUCAGCUGUGGCUUUGAUGGUAUGCUACUGAUGCUCAGAGCAUCUGUAGGGUCUUAAAUCAAAGGAGAUUUGAGCUGAUGAGUGGCUAUGUCACAGUGUAAUGUCCCGGGAGUGCGCUCAGGAGUACACACUUGCACAACACACAGCUGUCCCUGCACAACUAUGACCCGAAAACCUUCACUGAGCAGUGUGUCUCAUUCGAGCACUUUCCAUCACCAUCUUCUCCUCUCAAAUGGCUUAAAUUACAAUGAACAGAUAUUUGAGAUAAGGGUGGGUCAUAUGGUAAAAUUAUAACAUCAUGAUACUUGAAGGCAUAUGCAAUACACAAUAUGUAUGACAAUAUUCUUGGUAAACCAUUUCGGAAUAGACAUGCACUAGCAAUACAGUUAUGCUAUGAAAAACCUAGUUUGAGGAUUUAUUUGUUGUUUGCAAAAAUAAACUAUUUAAAGUCAUCUAUUCAACUAUGUAUCUGCUACCUGGCUAACACUUUAUUUGAACCCCACUACAAAACACAAAUAUUAACUGUGGUGUAAAUAUAUCAUGGCAGAUGUCAUUAGCUGCCCUGAGUUGUCAUGACAGAUUUGUUCAGAAAUAAAACAGUGUCAUGUUACCUUCACUGGUAAUUGUCAUGACAGAUGUCAUAGUGUAAUGACAGCUUAUGCUAAUUAUUGUGUUCAUUUAGCCAUCAUGACAUCAAACAUUGUGGCAUCACAUGUUUAUAACAUGGUUAUAUUAAUGUUAAGUAGCAGAGUUCAAGUAAAGUGUUAUUGCUACUUGUUCUUGUGCAGUUCGUGCAGUUAGUUUACACUGAUUCUAUUGUUUACAGGCUCUAUAAUUGGUCUACUACUUGCCCUUGAUCAGUGGUGUAAAAGUACUGAUGACACCCAUGAUAUACUGAGAAAAGCGUAUCACGAUAAAACUUACCACAGUAUCAAACCUGUUCAAAAGUUCAAAAGAAUCACUUGCCAUUUAAGUCAUUUUUGUUAUUUAUUUUAUAAAGUAAGAACUUUUACAACAAACUAUUCAUAGCUAGGCUUCCCAAAAGCAUCUUAGCACUAAGAUGAUUCUUAAAUGGUGGAGCGAGUAUUUCAGUGAACACUCUCUCUACUAGUUCAGAUGAUCUAAACACCAAGAUGCUUUUGGGAAACUGGGCCCACAAAGGGGAUUUUAUCUUUGUGCAUUCAGUAUUCAUUAGUAUUCUGUGAACAAGUAGUGAAUAAAACGGCAAAGACAAAAAUGUAGUGUUAUAUUUUAUUAUUUGAUAUAAUUAUUAUACUCUUUACAUUAUUUUUGUUAACUUAUGUGUCUUGAGAUUUGACCUUCACUAUGAUGACUUAGUUGCCUUUUUUAAAACUUAAUUCUAUGAUCUAGAGCUUUCUAAGUCAUUCUAGAACCUUUUAGAACCUCCACUCAUCAUUUUGGACACAUCUUUCCAGCGUCCUACUAGUUAUUGAUUUGAUUAGCUGUAUAUUAGAACAGAAGUAAAUAGAUAACAUUCUUCUACAAUAUGCUGGUGCACCAUGGUCCCACAGCGUAGUUCAUUUAAAUUUUCUUUUUAUGAGGACACAUUCCUUAAAAGCAAAAAAGGAAAAUUUAGUGGCUAAACUACUAAAGCUGCUGUGGAGCUCCCAGAAAAGAUGACUGCUAAAAGAACAGAAAUGGCUGCUGUGCUACACUUUGUAUUUGCAUGUAUUCUGUUGACUGCAAAGCCUUAUACUGUUUACUUGACAAGAAGACCAUUUCUUCUGCUCCAUCUGAAACAGAUGGAGGCCUGGAAAUGGUGAAGUUCAACAAAACUGAAAGCUGUUGCUCUGCGAAGAUGACUUGAAAUCUUUUAGUGCUGCUUUUGAUGAUGUGUUUACUGCAUGACUGGUGGAAGGAGACUGAACCCCAUGAUGGUCAAAAACAUAGAUGUUUUUGUUGUACCACUGCAGUCUGAGAAUUCCCAUUGGUAAAUGUGGCUCUGAUAAGUUGUCCACUUAUCAUACAUUUGUCUGUACUCUGUCUCUGUGUGUGGGCAUUUUUAUGCCCCAUAGAACAAAAUGUACUAUUUAGAGCUUCUUUACUAGUCAUAACAUUUUCAAGAACCUUUUUUUCAAUGCCGUGACCUAAAACCAGACAUGUUGUCGUCUGCAGGCUCCUCAACUUACAGACUAUCUGUUUCUACAACCUUUUCAGUUCUGCUGUUGAGGAGAAGUGUUUGCUGCAUGUCUGGUGAAGGGAGGCUUCACCACUCAAGGCCUGAAACUGCUUGAAAUGUUUCUAGUGUUACAAUGAAGAGAAAUCAUACUGGUGAAUGUCUUUUUGCCCAUUCUUUAUAUUUAUGUUUUUAUUUGUUCAGUUU